Messenger RNA from Symbiodinium necroappetens, 301 nucleotides. The record is from the annotation of a GenBank genome assembly. NCBI's taxonomy places the organism in Eukaryota, Dinophyceae, Suessiales, Symbiodiniaceae.
GAAGCUCAUGAUGAUGUUUGCCAGCGUAAUCCGGACCUUGGCGUGGUCUUUCCUUUUCUGUUUCAUCGCGACAACGCUGUGGUCCAUGGUAGCUGUGGAGCUCGUACAUCCUGUCGUGCAGGAGCUUGCAGAAGAGGGCGUUUUCAGUGAUUGCAAAGAUUGCAGGGAUGCUUUCAGCACGGUCUUGCAGUCCAACCUCACCUUUCUGAAGACACUGUUGGCCGGGGACAGCUGGGGACAGAUUGCCGUUCCAGUCAUCCGCCGACAGCCGUAUACUGCCGCCAUUUUUGUCGGAGGCCUC